Branchiostoma belcheri (Belcher's lancelet) is the source of this 6120-nucleotide messenger RNA. RefSeq names its product myosin-7-like. Gene Ontology annotation, molecular function: cytoskeletal motor activity; actin filament binding; ATP binding. Gene Ontology annotation, cellular component: myosin complex. The record is from RefSeq and is a predicted model, not a curated record. The transcript has 44 exons. NCBI's taxonomy places the organism in Eukaryota, Metazoa, Chordata, Leptocardii, Amphioxiformes, Branchiostomatidae. Bases 173 to 5995 code for a protein of 1940 amino acids.
CUCGGGUCAACAUGAAAGUCCGCAUAUAAAAACUCCGGACAGACUGGAUAUAAGUCACACAGCUUUGGACUCGCGGUUAGAGCGGAAUCGCCGAGGCUGUUGUACUCCUGAGUCCCUGUAACGACUCCUGCUAUUGGUCAGUUGAGCGAGCGCUCCUGAUUGGACGCCCAAGAUGGCGAACUACGAGCAAGAGAACUUCAUGCGGUAUCUGGCCGGGGACGAGAAACGGAUGCUGGAAAUCCGCAACAGGCCGUUCGACGCGAAGAAAGUUCUGUUCGUCCCCGACAAGAAGGAGGUUUGGGUGGAGGGAGAGAUCCGGGCAACCAAGGGCGACAUGGUCACCGUGGAGACCGUUACUAAACAGACGGUGACAGUGAAGAAGGACAACACCCACCCCCUCAACCCGCCCAAGUUCUCCCUGGCUGAGGACAUGGCCAACCUCACCUACCUGCACGACGGCUCCGUGCUACACAACAUGAGGGAACGCUACAACCACAAGCUCAUCUAUACGUACUCCGGGCUGUUCUGCGUGGUGAUCAACCCGUACGCCCGCCUGCCCAUCUAUAAGAACGAGGUAGUGGCGAUGUACCGGGCCAAACGCCGGAUGGACGUCCCCCCCCACCUGUUCGCCAUCGCGGAUGAAGCCUACAGGAACAUGCUGGAGGAUCGCGACAAUCAGUCCAUUUUAAUCACUGGCGAGUCUGGUGCCGGUAAGACGGAGAACACGAAGAAAGUGAUCGCGUACUUCGCCAACGUCGCCGCCCUGGGCGAGCUUCGGGAGGGAGGAGGCUUCGGCGGGAAGAAGGCAACCUUAGAGGACCAGGUUGUCCAGACCAACCCCGUCCUGGAGGCUUUCGGGAACGCCAAGACGAACCGGAACAACAACUCCUCCCGCUUCGGCAAGUUCAUCCGGAUCCACUUCGGCGGGAAGGGCAAGCUGGCCGGGGCGGACAUCGAGACGUAUCUUCUCGAGAAGUCUCGCGUGAUCUCGCAGACGCCUGGAGAACGAUGCUAUCACGUGUUCUAUCAGCUGGUGUCGGGGGCCUUCCCACAAUACACCGAAAAGCUGCUGCUCGUGAACGACGCCCGUGAGUACAAGUACAUCUCCCAGGGUGACGUCACCAUCGCCGGGGUCGAUGACCGAGAGGAGAUGCGGUUCACAGACGAGGCGUUUGACAUCCUGGGCUUCAGCAAUGACGAGAAGAUGCAGGUGUACCGUCUGGUAUCGGGGAUCUGUCACUUCGGCAACAUGAAGUUUAAGGAGAGAGGAGAGCAGGCCGAGUGCGACGGCAUGGAAGCUGCUGAGAAGGUGGGACAUCUGUUCAGCGCGCCGAGCGGAGACAUCACCAAGGCCCUGCUGAAGCCGCGGGUCAAGGUUGGGAACGAGUACGUGGUGAAGGGCCAGACGGCCGAGCAGUGCUUCUACUCAGUCGGCGCGCUCAGCAAGUCCAUCUACAACAGGCUGUUCAUCUGGCUCCAGGUUCGGCUGAACGAAACUCUGGCGACUGAACUGAAGCGGGAAUACUUCAUCGGCGUGCUGGACAUAGCGGGCUUCGAGAUCUUCGACCUGAACAGCUUCGAGCAGCUGUGCAUCAACUACACGAACGAGAAGCUGCAGCAGUACUUUAACCACCACAUGUUCGUGCUGGAGCAGGAGGUUUACUACCGGGAGGGCAUCUUCUGGGAGUUCAUAGACUUCGGCAUGGACCUGCAGGCAACCAUCAACCUGAUCGAGAAGCCUCUCGGUAUCAUGUCCAUCCUGGAGGAGGAGUGCAUGUUUCCCAAGGCCACGGACAUGACGUUCAAGGCCAAGUUGAACAACAACCACGCCGGGAAGUCCAGCAUCUUCCAGACGCCCAAGGUCGGCCACAAGGUGAAGUCCACGGCGGACUUCGCUAUCAAGCACUACGCCGCUACGGUGAACUACAACGUGGCUCACUGGCUGGAGAAGAACAAGGACCCGAUUAACGAGUCUGUGGUGGAAGUUCUGCAGAAGUCCACCAGUCCACUCAUGUCCGACAUGUUCAAGGACUACGUGGGGUCCAACAGUCAGGAGGGUGAGGGGAAGAAACCGAAGAAGGGGAAAGCCAAGAAGAGCGCGGCGUUCCAGACGGUGUCAGCUCUUCAUAGGGAGCAGCUCAACAAGCUGAUGUUCACCUUGAAGAACACCUUCCCGCACUUCGUGCGCUGCAUCAUCCCCAACGAGACCAAGUCUGCCUUCGUCAUCGACUCUCCGCUAGUGAUGCACCAGCUGACCUGUAACGGUGUACUGGAGGGCAUCAGGAUCUGUAGGAAGGGUUACCCCAACAGGAUGCCUUACCACGAGUUCAGGCACAGGUACCAGAUCCUGGCCCCCCAGGUCGUGGCCGGAGGGUUCGUGGAGAAUAAAGAAGCCACCAAGAAGAUCCUGGAGGCGAUCGAGCUGGAGAGCGCCCGGUUCGCCAUGGGAAGCACCAUGGUGUUCUUCAAGUCAGCCGUGGUUGGUUACCUGGAGGACCUGCGUGACGACAUCCUGUCACGUGUUAUGAAGAACGUCCAGGCGCGUGCGCGGGGCGCCAUUCACAGGAUGCGACUUUUGAAGAUGCUGGCGCAAAGGGAGGCCAGGCGGAUUCUGCAGCGGAACGUCCGGAAGUGGCUAAAGCUCAGGACGUGGGAGUGGUGGCGGCUGUACGUCAAAAUCAAGCCGCUGCUGCAAGGUUUCCGCACGGAGGAGGAGCUUCGCGCGAAGGAGGCUGAGCUGCAGGACCUGCGGGAGAGGUACGUGGAGGAGGAGAACCUGCGCAAGGCGCUGGAGAGGAAGUGCACAGCCCUGGAGCAGCAGAGCAACGACAUCCAGAACCAGAUGCACGCGAUGCACGAUCUCCAAGAGGACCAGGAGGAGCGUUACGCCAUGCUGGUGAAGAACAAGGCGGCUCUUCAGCAGGAGAAUGAGGAGAUGAAGGAGAGUCUGAACGAGCUGACGGAGUCCAACCUGCAGCUCACACAGGCCAAGAAGAAACUGGACGGCGAGAACGAAGAACUCAAGAAGGACGUGGAAGACUUGGAGACCAGUCUUGCAAAGAUGCAGAGGGACAAGAAGGCUGCAGAGGAGAGGGUACGCCGGACUGCGGAGGAACUGUCCGAGGCAGAGAACAGUAUCAAGAAACUGAACAGGGAAAACAAACAACUCCGAGAGCUGCAGGAGCAAACCCUAGUGGACCUUCAAGCCGAGGAAGAGAAAGUCAACAACCUGACGAAGCUCAAGAACAGGCUGGAAUCACAGCUUGAAGAUAUGGAGGAGAGUUUCCACCGCCAGAGGAAGUUCCGAGUCGACGCCGAGAGGGAGAAGAGGAAGCUGGAGGAUCAGCUGAGGAAGAACACGGAAUCCUUACAGGAAAUGGAACGUGCCAAGAGUGAGCAGGAAGAUAAGAUCAAGAAGAGGGAGUUUGAAAUCGGCGCACUGAACAGCCGGCUGGAGGGCGAACAGAGUCUGGUGGCGCAGCUCCAGGCCAAGAUCAAGGAACUACUGGUCCGUAUUGAGCAGCUGGAGGCAGACCUGGAGGCUGAGCGGAGCGCGCGCGCCAAGGCGGAGAAGGCGAAGAACGAGGCGCAGCGGCACCUGGACGACAUCGGGGACAGGCUGGAGGAGUCGGCCGGACAGACCUCCGCACAGAUAGAGUACGCCCGUAAGCGCGAGGCUGAGAUCCUGAGCCUGCGGAGGGACAUGGAGUCCGCCUCCGCGCAGCACGAUAUCAACAUGGCCGAGCUCAGGAAGAAGCACGCCGACCAGCUCCGAGAGCUGCAGGAGUUGGUCGAGGCUCUUCAGCGGACCAAACUAAAACUGGAGAAGGAAAAGAACAACUACCGUCUGGAAGUGGAGGAUCUGGCAGAAAACCUGGAACAGCUGACAAAACAGAAGGUCGGUCUUGAGAAGCAGAACCGUGAGAUCACGGAGAAGCUGCAGGAGGUGAGCCUGAAGCUGGACGAACACACCCGCUCUAUGCAGGAGAUCUCCGGACUCAAGGCCAGGCUGCUGGCAGAGAACGCAGACCUGCAGCGCCACCUGGAGGAGGCGGAGAGUAUGACAACUCACCUCAGCAGGAACAAGAGCAUGCUGUUGCAGCAGCUUGAGGAGAUGAAGCACCAGUUGGAUGACGAGUCCAAGGCGAAGGCCCUGGUGGCGCACCAGCUGCGCGCCGCCCAGCAGGACUGCGACACGCUCCGGGAACAGCUGGAGGAGGAGCAGGAGGCCAAGACAGAGACGCAGAGGGGGCUGUCCAAGGCCAACACUGAGGUGUCAGCCUGGAGGGCCAAAUACGAGACUGACGCCAUCCGGAGGACGGAAGAGCUGGAAGAUGCCAAGAAGAAGCUGACAGCCCGUCUUCAGGAGAUGGAGGAGAAACUGGAGAUCUCCGUGUCCAGGUGUUCCUCCAUGGAGAAGACCAAGAACAGACUCCGGGCGGAGAACGAGGACCUCAUGAUGGACGUGGAGAAGUCGAACAGCAUGGUCAUUCAGCUGGAGAAGAAACAGCGUUUGAUGGACAAGAUCAUCUCGAGCUGGAAGGCAAAGUUUGGCGAGGUGACGUCAGAGCUGGAGGAGUCGCGGAAGGAAAACCACGCGCUGAACAACGAGCUGAUGAAGCUCAAGACGGCUUAUGACGAGGCUAUGGUCGCCAUGGAAACACUCAAGAAGGAGAACAAGCAGCUUGAAGAUGAGGUCGCCGGGCUGAACGAGGCAGUCGCGGAGGGAGCCAAGACGAUCGCCGAGCUGGAGAAGGCGAAGAAGCGUCUUGAGGUGGAGAAGGAGGAGCUCCACACGGCUCUGGAGGAGGCGGAGAGCAGUCUGGAGGUGGAGGAGGGAAAGGUCCUGCGCCUGAACCUGGAGCUCAGCCAGCUCAAGGCCGACAUCGACAGGAGACUGGCCGAGAAGGAGGAGGAGUUCGAGGUCACGCGUAAGAACCAGGCGCGCGCGAUCGAGAGCCUGCAGGCGUCCCUGGAGGUGGAGACCAAGGGUCGGGCCGAGGCGCUCAGGGCCAAGAAGAAGCUGGAGGGAGAUCUGAACGAGUGCGAGGUGAAGCUGGACAACGCUAACAGGGCGAAUGCCGAGGCCAAGAAACUGAUCGGCAAGCUUCAGGACCAGGUUAGGGACAUGCAGAUCGUCAUCGACGAGGAGCAGCGCAUGCGCAGCGAGCUGCGUGAGAUCCUGACGGUGACGGAGCGCCGUGCGCAGGCGUUCGCGCAUGAGCUGCAGGAGACCAAGUCCCACUGGGAGGCCUCGGAGAGGGCCAGGAAGGUGGCCGAGGCUGAGUUGGUGGAGGCACACGACCGCGUGGGAGAGUUGUCCUCCCAGAACUCCGCCCUGGUGGCCGCUAAGCGCAAGCUGGACGCCGAGGUGCAGCAGCUGCUGGGCGAGCAGGACGAGCUGCAGGCCGCCGCCAGGCUGGCGGACGACAAGGCCAAGAAGGCGAUAGGAGACUCGGCCCGGAUGGCGGAAGACCUUCGCGUAGAGCUGGACAAAACCGCUCACCUGGAAAAGGUCAAGCGCGACCAGGAGGAGAACAUCCGGGACCUGCAGCGCCGCCUGGACGAGGCCGAGACUAUCGCAAUGAAGGCCGGGAAACGCAUGAUUCAGAAGCUGGAGACCAAGGUCCGUGAACUCGAGGCAGCUCUAGCCUCAGAAGCCAAGCGCCACCAGGACACCCUGAAGAGCCUGCGUAAGAACGAGCGCCGUCUUAAGGAGAUGACCUUCCAGUCGGACGAGGACCGUAAGAACCAGGAGCGCCUCCAGGAGCUGGUGGAGAAACUGCAGCUCAAGAUCAAGACCUACAAGAGGCAGACUGAAGAAGCGGCGGAAACAGCCACCAGCAGCCUGACUCGGUACCGCCAGACGCAGAACGAGCUGGAGGACGUGACGGAGCGGGCCGACAUCGCGGAGGGCGCGCUGGCCAAGAUGCGCGCAAAGUACCACGGGACAACCGCCAAAAUCAUGAUCCAGAAAUUAAAGCAAGAAGAAUGAAGACCAUAGAGCUGAUGUUUUACCUUACGUUUGCUGAAGUUAGAUACACGAGCGCCUAUGAAACCAAGAUGAACACCAAUAUGCCUAUGGAAUAACGAUGAACGCCGACUCGCACUUAAAGACAA